Folsomia candida is the source of this 2711-nucleotide messenger RNA. RefSeq names its product WW domain-containing adapter protein with coiled-coil. The transcript is spliced from 11 exons. Lineage: Eukaryota; Metazoa; Arthropoda; Collembola; Entomobryomorpha; Isotomidae. Gene Ontology annotation, cellular component: nucleus. Gene Ontology annotation, molecular function: chromatin binding; RNA polymerase II complex binding. The coding region runs from base 424 to 2076 and encodes 550 amino acids. The record is from RefSeq and is a predicted model, not a curated record. Gene Ontology annotation, biological process: regulation of autophagy; positive regulation of TORC1 signaling.
CCUUCUCCUAUAACAGGUUACUCGAGGUUACGCUUCCAUGCUGCCAGAUCCCAGAUUGGCUUGGUUCCUCUCCUAUGUCUCCAACAUUGUGGACCCCACAUCAUGCCCCCUUUUCGAGCUGGCACGACUAAAAACAUUUGGGUCUCGGAGAGAUGACGAAAUUGGUGGUUGAACCCGACGGGAGCGAAGACUAGUACCAAAUUCAAGUGUAAAGUCAAAGCAUCGAAUCGAGCCAUCAUUUGUACAACAUAUAUCAAGUUAUAGACGAGAGGUCAGCUAAAAUCUAACUUUGGCGUAGAUUAUGUGGCCAACUCCAUCCCUAAAUUCACCUCCAGCUGAGCAAAUGCGGCCCUUGAGGGUCAUUCCCUCAGAGGAGCUACAUUAGGCUGACCUUAAUCGCCAUAAAGUCUCGUAGACGGUAGAAUGAAUAAAGGAAAAGUGGGGGAGUGGGUCCGACACACUAGCUCCUCUGGCAAAGAAUAUUAUUUCCACGUGACUAAACAAAUUUCGCAGUGGGAGAAACCUCGGGAGUGGCUAGACUAUGAAAAGCGACAUGGACCUGUCCCAAAUGUACCUUAUACAUCCUCGUCGCAGAAGCAAAACCAGAAUAAAGUUCACCAGUCACAACAGCAGCAUCAUCACCAUCAGUCCCAUAACUCCUCUUCCGGUUCUAAUCACGUCAAUACCAACACCUCUUCCGACCAAAGAGAAAGAAAGGCGCAAGCAUACCAUCAGCAACAACAACAUCAUCAUAACGCUACUUCACAUAAUUCAACAAAUGCCAACUCAUCCCAUUAUUCUACCAGCUCCGGAACAAAUGCUACACAGCAACAACAAAAUGCUACAUCCAAUACGUCUGCAACUUCUAAUAUUCAUCAUCAUUCCCACCCUGCCGCCAAUAAUCAUAGACUAGAGUCGAAUUCAUCCAUACACCAUUCUUCAAGUUCCACCACCACCCCUUUUGGCGCAAGGGGCUCCAAUAAUAAUGAUAUCAAAAACUCCUCCUCUGCAGCGGUCACUGCUAACUCCCUUGCCACUGCAUCCCUUCGGGAUACCCGUAAACCUUCCGAAGAUUUACAAACGGAAGAUAUGGACAUAUCCCCCUUGGAUGACAGCAAUUCCCCGGUGUCGAACCACGAUUCCUCCAAGGUCCAAAAUUCCCAUCACCAAAACUCCCACCCGAAUUUUCAAUCUCACUACCACCAUCCACACCAUCAUUAUCCCAAUUCGAAGAAUCUCCACCAGGACGAGUCAUCCAGAGAAGAAAUCAGAAAUUCUGCCUUCCACCAGCAUCCCAAUAGCGGAAGACUGAUACAUCAUUCAGGAAGUAGUAAUCUAGGAAACAAUGGCUAUCACGGUCGAGAUCGUGAUAGGGACAUGAGAGACAGUCCUAGAAGAAUAGAUAAUAGGGAUUCCAGGGAUUUUAGGGAUAAAGAUAGGGAAUAUAGGGAUUAUAGAGAUAAAGACUCAAGGGAUAGGGAUAGAAGUGAUCGGGACAGGUUACGGAGAGACCGAGACACAAGAGACAGUCCAAGACGUUACGACCGUGACCGCAAUGAUAGAGAUAGGGACCAUAGAUGUAGGAAUAGGGAUAGGGAUCACCGGGAUAGGUUACGGCAUAGAUCUAGUUCUAGAUUACGAGAUGAGCGGUCCAGAAGCCCAAGAGAAAGAGAUGGUACACCUGAAAGACCUGGAGGUGAUUCCGGAGGAGUAACAGGAUUAGGGUCCUUGGGGGCGCUGGCAGCUCUGAACUCGGACGCUGAAACCACUCCCUUGCAGUCGCUGGCACAGUACUUCCGCGAAGAUCUCAUAGCUCAUGCGCAAGACUUACCCGGGGAUGAACUGGAAAGAAAGGCAAAUCAUCUUAGCGACGAGAUAAUGACGACAAGUUCAGUUCAGUUGUCUAAAGUGUGUGCCGAGUUAAAGAUGGCAAGAAGUUUAGUGCGUUUAACUGAUAUUCAGGCAACGUUACAGGAUCAACGGAUUCUUUUUUUAAGGCAACAAAUUAAACACCUGGAAGAGAGUGAUCGUGACAAUUCCUCUUCAAUGUUAGGCUUGGAUACUGGUGACUCUUAAGUAUAGUCGUUAAAAUAAUUAGUUAAUUAUUUAUACAAGUUGAAACUGUAACAAAUCAAAACGUGGAAGUGAAGUUAUCGUGAAUUCAGCGCCCUAAUUAUGGGGGUUAAAGUUUAUUACACGGCAUAAUCUGGAGUGGAAUCAGAAAUGUUUAACCGAUAUUACUACUACUACGACCUUCCCGACUGAUCAAAAUUCAGCUUCCUCCAAACUUGGUUUUUUACGGGUUAAUGAAUGUGUUUGUGGAAUUUUUAACUUUCUAAAUUAUGCAGUAAUUAUCUCGACAACAUUCAACAUCGUCUAAUUUCAGUAUUCUUUUUUCAUUAAUUCAUUUAACUAUUCUGUUUGUGUUAACACCAAAGUUAUAGCUGUGCUGGCGGCGGUGUGUCUAGCAUGACAGAUUAACAGAUUAUUAUUAUUAUGUCAUUGUCGUAAACUAAACCUGAUUUCUAUAUGUCAACAAGUCUGCAGUUCAUCGAAGGUAUGGAAAUUGUCCUUUUUAUCCACUUUUUUCCAUCAUGUACAUUUUAUUAGCUUGAUUUGUAUAAAAAAGUCAAGCAAUAUUUUAAAUAAAAUUUAAAAUCGUGAGCACCUCAGAACUACAAAGCUGGGGUGUAAGCACGUGUUCUCAAAUA